CCGACUGAGCUGUCAGUCCUGUCUGUGAUAUCAGUCCACAACGUUGGGCAUCAGGGCAUCACGAUCCGCAUAUCUAGAUCCCGGAGGGAUUUUGUGUAGCUGCAUCGGCCAGCACCUCAGCCUCAGCCCUACCCGUCUACCCGUCGAGACGACAGCCAAUCCAUUCGAUGCUGUUGGAGUAGCCGCCUCAUUCUUUUUCUUGCGUUGCGAAGUCGACAAUUGGGCAACACCGCUUCCCGCGCUACUUUCCGUUUCUGACACCUUUCGCUUGGACUUCCCGAAGUUUUCAGGGCCCCAAGAUGUACUAUAUGCUUUACCUAGCAAGCCUCUGUCGCCGCCGACGCUGGCCAGAACCCACCUACGAAGCCUACGCCACAACAUCAGGCUACACAUGCGUUGUUCGCGUACACAACCGCGAGUAUCAAACAGACGUCACCUACGAAUCAGAGGUCCUCGCCCGCGAAAGCGCCGCUAUGCGCGCGUACCUGAUUUGCCGCAAUUUCUCCGUCAACGACGGUAUGUACCCGGCCGGUCAUGACCACGGCGGCGUCGUGCAGGGAAUCCCUGUUGCCAUCGGUACGGGACGCAAGUCCAGCCGUGAUGAUGACACGGAUACCUCUGUCAGCAGCAGUGGGGGGAGUUGGAGUGGUGGGAGUAGUCCGGAGCGGAUGAUGAGGGCGGAGCAUGGGGGUGAUUAGAUUUGCGUUCCGGCGUCUGAGAGACAGACGGAUUAUGCUUGACGGGGAUUUGAUGAGCGGAGGAUGCGCUGCAAAUGGCUGGCAUAUCUGCUAGAUCUGUGUAUGGAAGCCUUGGGAAUUGCAGUUUUCUUUUUUUACAACUGCGAAGGAGGAUUGAUGGUGAUUGGGGGACUUAACGAUGACACGACUUAUGACGAUGGCUUUUUGCAUGCUCUGCAUUGUUCGUUGAAGCAUGAAUUACUGCGUUUCAUAGAUGGAAAAAUUAUUGCUG
This is a messenger RNA of Penicillium subrubescens, 969 nucleotides long. RefSeq lists its product as uncharacterized. The coding region runs from base 300 to 698 and encodes 132 amino acids. NCBI's taxonomy places the organism in Eukaryota, Fungi, Ascomycota, Eurotiomycetes, Eurotiales, Aspergillaceae. The transcript has 2 exons. The record is from RefSeq and is a predicted model, not a curated record.